GCCAAGUGCCAUGAUAAUGGCCGUCGAUGCCACUGCAUCCCUCUCGGGCAUUUUCUCGUAGAGCGCUAGUGCGGUGGGGAGGUCUCUGUUCCUGACGAGCAAAGCGAUGGAAAUAUUCCAAGAGAUUAUAUUCCUUGGGCGCAUAAAUGGAUCAAUGAUCUCUGGGUGGAUGAUCUCGAUAUGUGUGAGCGGGAUUUUCAAAAUGUGGAGCUAGGGUUUAAUGCUCUGACACGGGCGGCGGUGUGUGAGAGAGUGGCUGCAAUCCAGAAGAAGCAAUGCCUCGGACUAGCAAGAAUGUGGAUCACAAGCGCAGGGCAGAGGUGUUGGUAGGAAAUCGCCGGGCGAUGAGGCUCAAGACUACUGGAAUGAGCGCCGAUCUUGCCGAUCUUGCGAAGGUAGGGGCAGAGGGCGAGGUGGAUGUGGAGAAUGGCCAAGCUCUCUCGAAAUCUGGGAACUUUGUGCUCGGCGAUGCCGCGAAAGUGAAGAACAAUCUCCGGAUCUUCAAUAUGUGCUACUUGCAAGCGAUCAAGGAAGAGCAGGAGCGUUGCAAGAAGAUGAGGAACGCUUCCCAGCGUCCCGACUUGAAAGCGAUCUCCAAGAUGCUGCGCAUGAACGCGAUUCUUUUUCCGGAGAAGCGCAUUGGCGACUUACCUGGAGUAAAAGUCGGAGACACUUUCUUCUCUCGAGCUGAGCUUGUCAGCGUGGGGAUCCACAAACACUGGAUAAACGGAAUAGAUUACAUUGGAAAGGGAGACAACGAUCACAAGACAUAUAACUUGCCUCUGGCCAUUUCUAUCGUCAUGUCGGGAGGCUACGAGGACGACGUUGACAACUCCGAUGAUGUGAUUUACACAGGACAAGGUGGAAACAAUCUCGCUGGUGACCGGCGCCAAAUGAAACAUCAAGAGAUGAAGCGUGGUAAUCUGGCCUUGAAGAACUCUAUUGAAGAAGGGAACCCUGUCAGAGUCUUCCGUGGCCAUGACUUGAGGCACAGCUACACUAAAAGGGUGUACACGUACGAUGGCCUCUACAAGGUAGUGGACUAUUGGGCUGAGAGAGGGAUAUCCGGUUUCAAGGUUUAUAAAUUCAAGCUAAGGCGCUGUGAAGGCCAGCCAGCGCUUACCACUGAGCAAGUCCGCUUCUGUAGAGGAAAGCUUCCUGUGGCGCCAUCUGAGCGCGGACUGGUUUGCAAAGAUAUUUCCAAUGGACUGGAAGUUUUGCCAGUUCCCGUGUCGAAUCUCGUGGACAAUCCGCCUUGUGCACCCGAUGGCUACAGAUACAUCAACAAAAUCGAAAUUGAUGACGGGAUUGUACUUCCGCCUCCAGCGCUGGGAUGCAGUUGCAAGGGGCUCUGCGUUGAUCCUAAAACAUGCAGCUGUGCAAAACGAAAUGGACACACGUUUCCAUACGUUGACAGCCAUGGUGGCAGACUGGCUGUGCCUCUUGACGCCGUGUAUGAGUGUGGCCCAAACUGCGGGUGCGGUCCGGCAUGUAUAAACCGAGUGACGCAGCGUGGCCUACGUUACCGCCUUGAGGUGUACAAAACCCAGCACAAAGGAUGGGCUGUUAGAUCAUGGGAUUCCAUCCCUGCUGGAGCGCCCGUCUGUGAAUACUUUGGCAAAGUUAUAAAGUCUGACAGUCUCGACGUAAAGAGCGACGUCUAUUUGUUUGAUCUGGAUUGCAUUCAAACCAUGCGAGGAGUUGACGGCAGACAGAGACGGUGGGGAGACUUGAACAAGUUUUUGGACUACCAGAAUGGGAAAGUUAGCUGCGAGUCCAGGGACGCUGAGGAUGCGGAACACCAUGGACAAGCGGAGUUUUGCCUGGACGGAGGCGAGUGUGGAGCAGUAGCGCGUUUUAUCAAUCACAGCUGCGAGCCAAACCUCUUCAUCCAGUGCGUUUUAUCGACUCAUCACGACAUGCGAAUCCCUCGGAUUGUACUGUUUGCAGCUGACAACAUAGCACCACUUCAGGAGCUAAGCUACGACUAUGGCUAUGCACUCAACAGUGUGGUCGAUUCUGAUGGUCUAGUGAAAAAAUUGCCGUGUUACUGUGGAGCACUCUCGUGUAGGAAGCGACUUUAUUAACAGCGGAAACGGAUGAACAGUAUCAUGUUUGUAUUUGAUUGUAAAAGGUUGCGGCUUCGGAGGUUUAUAUUAUCGUCAGGUUCACAACCUUUUCACGAAGAGUUAGACUGGAUAUUGAUGAAAUUUUGGCCAAGCGAACCUUAUGUAACAGGAACAAAAUCUUAGACCGCGAUUAAUAUUAUAUGGAGCCAACCCAGGCCCAAGAACUGUCUCGUUUUUAAGA
Molecule: messenger RNA, 2310 nt
Organism: Selaginella moellendorffii
Lineage: Eukaryota; Viridiplantae; Streptophyta; Lycopodiopsida; Selaginellales; Selaginellaceae
Product: histone-lysine N-methyltransferase, H3 lysine-9 specific SUVH4
Exons: 14
Coding region: 276-2087 (603 amino acids)
Cellular component (GO): nucleus
Molecular function (GO): protein binding; histone methyltransferase activity; zinc ion binding
Source: RefSeq, a predicted model, not a curated record